Trichosurus vulpecula (common brushtail) is the source of this 2698-nucleotide messenger RNA. RefSeq names its product coagulation factor II thrombin receptor like 2 (gene F2RL2). The transcript has 2 exons. The record is from RefSeq and is a predicted model, not a curated record. Gene Ontology annotation, molecular function: thrombin-activated receptor activity. Gene Ontology annotation, biological process: phospholipase C-activating G protein-coupled receptor signaling pathway; blood coagulation; thrombin-activated receptor signaling pathway. Bases 131 to 1297 code for a protein of 388 amino acids. Gene Ontology annotation, cellular component: membrane. Lineage: Eukaryota; Metazoa; Chordata; Mammalia; Diprotodontia; Phalangeridae.
GGAGAACUUCCUAACCAUUCACAGUCCUGGACACGCUUACAAAAAGAAGGCUCCUAGCAUUUUAUUCUCUGUUCUUAAACUAUGAAAUUAAGGAAAGAUCUCCACCUUCCCUAAGAAGCAGAAGUAUUUUAUGAAAGGAAAUCCAGUGAUCAAAAUGAAAACUCUCCUUUGGGCAAUGAUUCAACUGGUUUUCUUAUCAUCAACAACUCUGAGUCAAAGUGGUACAUAUCAUGCCCCUAACGAUGCUGGAGAACCAACCGUAGGUAUCAAGACCUUUCGAGGUGCCCCCCAAAGUUCCUAUGAAAAAUUUCCUGAUUUUGUUAUAGAAGGGUGGACUGGAACUACUCCAACUGAAGAGAAGUGUGCUAUGGAUAAAUCAAGUGUUGUUACCCUUCGUGUAAACAAUAACACCAUAGGCUAUCUGACGAGCUCCCUAAGCACCAAGCUAAUACCUGCUAUAUACAUAGUGGUAUUCUCAGUGGGUGUGUCAGCCAACACAGCAACCCUGUGGAUGCUUUACUUCCAGACCAAGUCUAUCUCAAUGAACAUCUUCUACAUUAACUUGGCUGUGGCAGAUCUCCUCUUUUGUAUCACACUUCCCUUUAAGAUAGCCUAUCAUCUCCAUGGAAAUAACUGGCUCUUUGGAGAAGCCAUGUGCCGUAUGACCACUGCUGUUUUCUAUGGCAACAUGUAUUGCACCACUCUGCUCCUUGCCUGCAUCAGCAUCAGCCGCUACCUGGCCAUUGUUCACCCUUUCACCUAUCGUGGGCUCCCAAAGCGCACUUAUGCAAUGCUCGCUUGUGGCCUGGUGUGGGCCACUCUUUUCUUAUAUAUGGUGCCACUCUUCAUAACAAAGCAAGUAUAUUACCUGGACCAACUUGGGAUCUAUACUUGUCAUGAUGUACAUAACACCUGUGAGAUGAUGUCACCCUUCCAUCUCUACUACUUCAUCUCUCUGGCCUUUGUUGGAUUUGUAAUUCCACUUGUUGUCAUUAUCUUCUGUUACACAUCCAUCAUCCGGACACUUAAGGCCUAUGAUCAGAAAUGGUUCUGGUAUAUUAAAGUGAGUCUCCUCAUCCUAGUGAUUUUUGCUAUUUGUUUCACGCCAAGCAACAUAUUACUUAUUACUCACCAUGUGAACUACUACAACAACAACAUAGAUGACUUAUAUUUUUCCUAUCUCAUCGCAUUGUGCCUGGGCAGCCUGAACAGUUGCCUAGAUCCAUUCCUCUACUUUCUAAUGUCCAAAAUCACAGAUCGGUCCAGUGCCUACCUGACAAUCGUCAAGACAUCUUAGAGACCAGUAAGGAAAGAAAACACCUACACGUCUGUGAUACUGAGAUACGUAUUCCUAAGAAGUUCUGUUCUAUGUUUUCAUCUUAUGAGGUACAGAGGUAAAAAUAUAUGUAGGCUGCAGUUUCUGUAUUACGCAUACACACAAGUCUGGCAAAAGCUAGCAUUUUGUUAGACAUAUGUUUUCAGUAUGUAUUCAAAGUCCAUUAGUGCAAUGAUGAUAUUUAAAGGAAAAUCUACAGCCAACUCUGUCAAUAAUAAAAUUCAUAUGCAUGUGAGAAAUAAGAAGAUUCAUUUAGUUCAUACUAAAGUGAAUGAUUACUGGCAUUGGGAAGGAUAGACCCAUCAUUAUUAACGUAUGUUUUUGGUGUUCCUUCAGAGAGGCUGAAGAAGUCCCUUCUUGUCUGUCCUACCUGCACAAAGUCACCUUAUUUUUUAAAAAGUUGUAUUUUCCUAUUCUUGUACAUGGUAUUCUGAACAAAUGAUUUUAGCUUUUCCAAAUAUAAAAAAAAAUUUCCAUGGAGAUUAAUAUGGAGUCCUAUAUAAACAGAUUUUAGGUUUUACUGAAUUUUCAUUGUGGGAAGGAGAGAAAAAUAUUGGAUCUGACAUGGCAGUGUAGCUAUUUAAGUCCAUAAAGUCAGGGCUUGAAAAAUGUAUCAGGCUCAAUAAAAAUAAUCAAGCUCUAAUAUAGGCUAAAUUAGGUAUUGGCUUGAUUAGCAAGUAUUCUCUCCUAGUUAGGAUCACAGACUCUUAGGAUUAAAAAAAAAAAUUCACAGACAAGCUCGUUCAACUCACACUGAAACAAACAAAAAAACACAUUCAUUUCAGUAUUUCCAGUAAGUUGCCAUUAAAGCUUUGACAAAAGAUUUCCAGCAAAAGGCAACUUACUACACUCUACUUUUAGACUGCUGUAAUUGUUAGGAAGUUUUCCCUUCAGUAUUUUGUUUAAUGGGGAAACUUUUUGUGAAAAAAUCUCAAAUAAAUAUUUCCUACAGAUAUGAUAUAUAGCUGGAAGUUGGGACAUAAAUAGUAAACCCGGGCAUUAGGGGAUAUACACUAGAACAAGUGAACAUAAAGAGGCUAAGACAAAUUUGCAGCACUAAAGAUGUCUGAAAGUGGAAACAAGCAUGUAAUAAUAUGCAAUAUGUAUUAUAUAACUAAGGAUAAACUAAGGAAAUUUUGACUUGUAUAUAUUUGUGAACCUGUAAAUUAUUUUUGACUUUUACAUAUGUAUUUCACUAGCAAGCAAAAACAUCCGAAUGCUAUUGGGAGGACGGUAUUUUAUACCCAGAGUCCCAGUGUACUCUGAACUUUUCACUCUAUUAUCAUAAACACCAUUUUCCUGAAAAUAUCAUUUAACCUAAAAUGUCUAUUUUAACUCCCUCAAAUAAAUUCAUACAUGUAA